AUGGCGUCGCGGGAAGAAAGGCAGCAGCCACCUCAUCGGCUCAACGACAAUCGUGACGACGUCCGCAACGACAGCUGCCGCUUUGCCUGCUCUUCAUGCGGCCGCUCGUUCAAACGACUCGAGCACCUCGGCCGCCACCGCCAGAGCCACCAGGCCGUCAAGCGGUAUGCCUGCCCGGUGUGCCUGAAGCGGUUUGCGCGCAGCGACAUUCUGCUGCGCCAUACACUGCUGCACCGGUCGGCGGCAGGGCCAGCGGAGCCACGCGCAGCAGCGAGCAGCGGCCGCCCACUGCCAUCCGCAUCCGCCGCGCCGGGUCGUCCGCGAAAGGAGCGCCGACGGGCCUGCCAGGCGUGUGCCAAGGCGCACGAGAGCUGCUCCAAGGGCGCGCCGUGUCAGCGGUGUCUGGUGCGGUCCGUGCAGUGUGUCUACAGCACGAGCACGAGCACGAGCACGAUGGACGGCGGAGGGCAGGAUGGGCAGGAUGGGCAGGAUGGGCAGGGCGGGCAUGGCGCAUCCUCUGCGGCCGAGCCCGUGCCGGCGACGACGGCUGCUGCGGCGUCGUUCUUUGCUGGGACGACGGCGGCAGUCGACCAAGCACCCGCGCCGUUUGUCGACGUGCCCUUCCAGGACAGCACGGCGGAAGCAGUGACGUUGCUGCUCGACAUGCAAACGGAUAUGCAAACGGAUAUGCAGGCGUCGAUGCAAACCGGGAUGCAAACCGGGAUGCCUGCGGGCGACCAACUGAUGCCUGCCUACAACAACUGGGCCGCGCAGGGUCUCAGCCUGCCGCCAGACGGCCCCACACUCAACUUUUCCAUCAACUGGCUGCCGGAGAACCUUCACUCGGAUCUCGACUACGUCUCCAUUCUGGGCCCGAGUCUGCAUCUCAUGUCGUCCGACUUGGUGACGUCGCAGCUUGAACAGCCGUCGUCGUCGUUUCCCUUCCAGCAGAUGCAUCUGCCAGUCGAACAGGCGCCGCUCCAUGCCGAUCUCACGCUCAGCAACGCCAUGCCGCCGCUGCUUCACAAUAGCGGAGACCGACUCGGCAGUUCGGCGUCGACCUCGCCGGUGGCAUCGCCUGUGACGGCAUCGGGCCAUACGCCGCCGGGAACCAACCGCACAGCGCGACACCUGUACACGAACGGUGCCAAUGGCGUUCGCGCCCCCUGCACGGUCCGUGACACGCGAGACUAUGUGCCGAUUCCCGGGACGAAACCGCUGCCGGCGAUCUCGGCUGGAAUGGGAGGCGGCGUCUCGGAUGCCACACGCGACAGAGGCAGAGUCACCAGUGCUCCCAGACUACCCUCCCUGAGCCACAUCUCGGUUGCGCAUGUGCUGCCUGCUGGUGCCAGCGCACACAUGCACAUCUGGCCGUCGACCUACGAACACAUCCGACACGGCAUACGGCAUGCGUCCCGUGCCGACCCCGGCGAGAGCGCCUUGGACGACCAUGCCAUCCCGACGCUCGAGCAGACCAACUACUUUGCCCACCUGUACUUUGAAAAGUGCAACCCGGUGCUGCCCAUUCUGCACGAUUACAUCGGCGCGCUCAACGAGUCGUGGCUGCUGGCCCUGGCGGUCGCCACAGUCGGCGCGCAAUACACGUUUACAGAGGAGUUUACCGCCUGUGCCGCCGCAUUGCACGAGAUCCUCCAGCGGGCCCUGCAGAUGGCGCUGGACGACGACGACACGGGCCACGGCACAUGCAGUCUUGCCACGGUCCAAGCCCUCUUCCUGUCUCAAGUCGGCUUACUGUACCACGGGCCGUCACGUCUCCUCCGACGUACAAAAGUCAACCACAGCAUCCUCGUGGACAUGCUGCGCUGUCACCAGCUGCUGGAACCGUCUACAACGCGGCAGACGACCGUCUCGGCCUCUGUCGAAACCCAAUGGCGCCAGUGGGUGCACGACGAGUCGCGACGGCGGCUUGGCUAUGCCAUAUGGCUGUUUGUCGACAAACUCAUCAAGCCCGACAUUGGCGAGUUCAGCCGCAUCCUGCUGCUGCACGGCGUCUACCAGGAAAUCUGGCUGGUCAAGCGCUACUGUGACCGGCCGCUGGUCAGCUGGGAGGCGGUGCCGGACCGGGUCGUCGAUCGGGCCGCUGAUCGGGCAGUCGAUCGGUCUGAUGCCCCUCUGGCGGCAUCCGCAUCAGCGUCGACGGCUACCUCUGUGGCACCGUCGCCACCGCCAUCGACGGACACAGCCUCCGGGGACAGCGACGCCGCCGCCACCACCUACUCCAACUGGCGCAACGCCGCGUGCGACUGCAUCGACGCCCUCCACUGGGCCGCCAACAGCACGAUUGCCCAGCGGGCGGGGCGCGAGCACACGACCGUGUUCCACCUGCACUUUUCGCGCGUGGUCCUGCUGACGCCCUACGAGGCCAUCCAGACGCUGGCCCGGUACCUGGCGUCUGUCGGCGCCAGCCCCAGCCAGUCCGCCAGCAGCAGCGCGCCGUCGCCGUCGCCGUCGCCGUCGCGCGCCCAGGGCCUGGCGGCCGAGCGGCGCGUCCUGGCCUGGGCGCAGCAGGACGAGCACAAGGCGCGGCUGGCGGUGCUGCACUGCGGCUGUCUCUUUUGGCACGUGCGGCGCUACAGCACGAACGCGUGGUACGAGCCGGUCGCCGUGUACAUGGCGGCGCUGGCGCUCUGGGCCUACAGCUCGUAUGCGCGGCAGGGGGUGCGGCCGUCCGACGGCGACGACGGCGACGACCAGGACGACCGCCCCGACAACCCCGGCGACAACCUCUCCGACGACGACCAGUUUCCCUCCUUCAUCCACCUGGACCGCCCCAACGACGACGAAAUGGUAAUGCUGUUUGUCCGCAGCGGCCGGCCGUCGGUGAUGCGCGCGUACAUUAGCGGCAUCGGCGACAUCGGCGCACCGCCGGCGCCCGUGCGCAUUCUCCAGGAGGGGGCCAAGGUCCUGGCCAAGGUGUCCAUGGCCUGGGGGCGGACGGACCGCUUCCUCUACGUGUUGACGGGCAUGCGCGCCGCCCUGACAAAGGCGGCCGAGUGA
Molecule: messenger RNA, 3018 nt
Organism: Sporothrix brasiliensis 5110
Lineage: Eukaryota; Fungi; Ascomycota; Sordariomycetes; Ophiostomatales; Ophiostomataceae
Exons: 2
Coding region: 1-3018 (1005 amino acids)
Biological process (GO): DNA-templated transcription; regulation of DNA-templated transcription
Molecular function (GO): DNA binding; DNA-binding transcription factor activity, RNA polymerase II-specific; zinc ion binding
Source: RefSeq, a predicted model, not a curated record